UCAAGUGGAGACACCCUUCUCCAUACCUCCAAGAAAGGCGUUGGCGAACAAAUUAGUUCGCCGGCGAUGCGGUGGUUAUUCCUUGGCCUUGUUUGGCUGUCGGCAGCCAUGGAUGACGAGUGUGCGGAAGACGGAUGUGCACUGAACAUACUGCAGCUGUCCGGCAGGAAGACGGAUGCAUCCCUGGAGGAGUUGGACGAGGUCAAUGGCACGAGCUGCCGGAACUUUAUUCUCAAGGGCAAAGUUCAGAUGGUCCACUAUCGCAACUGGGCAGUGGGCAAAGCUUCGCACUAUGGGGUCAAAGGAUGGGUGGCCAAUGGCGGCGACAAGAGCUAUGACGGUUCUCACUCCCCGUGCCCCACCUGCGGCUGCGUGCUGGGGCACGUGGAGGGCUCCGGGAAGGCCGUGAGCGGGUUCCUGAAGGAGAUGUGCCGCGGGGGCCCGGCGCACUCCUACGUCUCCUCCUGCAAAGUGGAGAAUGCUGGCUGCUACGGGUGCCGCUCCUUCUACAAGGAGAAUCACUUUUGCCAGACCUGGACGGUGUCCCACUGCAAAAGCCGCUGCUGAUUUGCGCCGCAGCGCGCGGCGCGGAGCGCGGAGAGCUGAAUGAUUUGCGAGAGGUCAAUGAGUUUGGGCGGUCUGAGCAACUUAGGCGCCUGGUGGUCGGUUGUUUGGCCUCUUUAUCCUGUCUAUGUGCUUUGUUUCCUUUUGGUUGAUUCCUGAAGUCUCGCCUUGGGAGAAUUCGAGAGACCACGCCGUGAUGAAUCAAUCCUGUCGUGGGGAUGCAUCCUAUUUGAAAGUUCACAUGGAUGCUUGGUUUCACC
Molecule: messenger RNA, 824 nt
Organism: Effrenium voratum
Lineage: Eukaryota; Dinophyceae; Suessiales; Symbiodiniaceae
Source: the annotation of a GenBank genome assembly